Saitoella complicata NRRL Y-17804 is the source of this 2856-nucleotide messenger RNA. RefSeq lists its product as uncharacterized. The record is from RefSeq and is a predicted model, not a curated record. The coding region runs from base 1 to 2856 and encodes 951 amino acids. Lineage: Eukaryota; Fungi; Ascomycota; Saitoellomycetes; Saitoellales; Saitoellaceae. The transcript is spliced from 2 exons.
AUGGAGUUGAGUCUGUCGUACGUCUUCUUCAAGCGAAAGCCCGUACAAUUCAUCCCCGACCCCCCCAGUCUCCGCGAUGACGACGAAGUAUGGUCAAUCGAGGCAACCAACGAAGUCUUCGUCUCUUACUCCCAAUACAUCGAACGCAUCGAAUUCCUCCGCGAAAAGGUCUUCAUGUGCGAGAUCACCGGCCACACAAACCUAACCUUCUGGGAAGCACUCCAAUCCGAAAACAACGAGAUGCGCGGCCUCGACAUGUCGUUCCCCGAAGCUCUCAAAGAACCGGUACUACGGAAAGUUCAAUUCUCCGUUGUACCGCGGAUUGAUCACCUCGUGGACCAGAUCUUCGAUGCCUUCAAAACGACAUACUUCCCCGGCGAGACAUUACACUGCGUCUUCACCUACCCUCACCCCCAAAAAUUCCAAGUCCUCGUACGCUCGAAAACUGUGCUCGGAGCUAUGCGACUCGGCGAUGGUACUGUUCGUCCCCAAACAACAAACUACUCCGUCGAACGCCUCGAUGUACCCUCCACCUCCUCAGACCGCGACAUCGUCGUAGACGAAAGCAUGCUCUCCCGCGAACGGAGUACGUUCACGAAAACCAUGCUACGGACAUUCGUCAAACAUGCAGUUACGCGUGAAGCGUGGUAUGGCGCCCCGUGGCUCGUGAAGCCGAUUUUUGCGGAGAGGUAUAAGAUUGAUCAAUCCGUGCCCACACAUCUGCGGAAACCGAAUUUGGCGGAUAUUACGAAUGGUGGUGCGGGGUUGACGACACAAGCGAGGAUAGGUAGGGGGAGGAAAGGGAUGGGUGUUGAUGGGUUAUUGGAUGAUGGGGGUGCUGAGUCCGGGACUCGGACGCCAAAGACGGAAGGAGCGGAUAAGAACCCGUUUGCGGCGCCAAAGGUGAAGGAGGCGGUGGAGGUUAUCAAGUACCCAAUUGAAGACCUUGACCUGCCAUCGCCUGGGACUGUUGCAGCACGGCCGAAGCUUAAUCGGGAGACUGCGGUGUCGUCGCACAAUGUUGAGGCGCUUCUUGAGACAUGGACGUUCCUCAAUGUCUUUUCGGAACCGUUGCUUAUUGAUUCGUUUACGCUUGAUGACUGGGUGGCAGCGCUGAAGUAUAACAACGCGGACGUACCGUGCGAGAUUAUCGAUGAGGUGCAUUGCGCAUUGUUGAAGGUCUUGGUUGAGCCGAAGAGUAGUCAGUGCGUCGUACCGUUACCAAAGGAUCUUGCAGUGGACGGCGAGGGCGUCGAAGGCGAGGAUGAGGAGAACGGAAGCCAGGCGAUGGAGGUCGAUUCACACAGCCAAGCCAAGACCGAGAACGGUGAGGCUGAAGACGUAGAAAUGGAUAACUCGGACGUGAAGGAGGAGCAGGAGGAGUCCGUUCAGGUUCAGAGAACACAUUUGGCGGAGGAGAUGCUCGAGGAGGAGGGAUCAUCGUGGCGGGUACGUCUGCAACGGCGUGACUUCCGUUCUGGUGGCUGGGAGCUCAUCCUCGUUGGUUUCCUCCAUGAGCUAACCCUUUCCUCUCGGCACGUCGACACCUGCACCGAGAUCCUCGAGCAUCUCUGCCCAAUGGACCGCAAACCCGUCGCAGAGACAGCAAAGGAGCAGUACUACACCCUCAAACCCGACCUCAAGUUGAUGGUCUUCCAAUACCUCAUGGAACUCAUCCUCCAAACCCCCCUAGUCCGCAAAUACAUCGACGAAUGCAUGGAAGACAUGACCACAAAGCGCAAAGAAAAGGUCGAAUUCCAACGGGAACGAAAAAUCCAUAUGGAAAAACUCGGAUCGGUUCGGAACUCGCUCAAGGAGAAAUUCCCGCAGAUCAAGGCGGCGGAUUUGGAGGCUGAGUUUGCGAUUGAGUUGAAUGGGGAGGAGGGGGCGGAGGGUGAGGAUGGGGAUAAUGAGACGGUUGGGACGAGGAGUGUGGUUAAUGGGGAUGGGGGAAGUCCGGAGAGUUCGCCGGUGAAGGGGAGGAAGAGGAGUAGGGCUGCGAUGGAGAGUGAUGAUACGGCCCCCAGUACGCCUGCGCCCUCGGCUGCGCUUCCGGCGCCGAUCGCAAAACUUGACAAGGCAUCACAGAAGGACUUUAUCAAGCUUCAGAAGGCGCUGGAGGCGGCGAUGAAGGAUAUCAAGCGGUGUGAAGAUGAGAUCGCCACGCUCAACUAUGACCUCGCUGAAGCAGACUGCCAGCGGCUCCGACUCCUCGGAAAGGAUCGUUUCCAUAACAGAUAUUGGUGGUGUGAACUCAAUGGUAUGCCGCAUCGGGGUAUGCCUGACUCGAGUACCUACGCGGGCUACGCGACGGGACGGAUAUGGGUCCAAGGUCCCGCACGGUCAGAUCUUGACGCUCAUCAUCUUUUGAUGAAGAAGUACAUGGGUUUCGACCCUCGGACGGGUGAUCCGAAGAAGGGUGAGGAAAUCCGCGAGGAGGCAGGCAAAACGUUCGAGGAGCGCAAGCAAAAGGAGGAAGGUCAAACGUGCAUGGAAGGCCCAUUGGAUUGGGGAUUCUACGACACCCCAGAGCAAGUCGGACAACUACUCCAGUGGCUCAAGGAGAAGGGUGUCAGAGAACUCAAGCUACGGAAUGCCAUUAUCGCACGGAAAUCCGAUAUUAUCGAAGGUAUGCGGAGUCGGGAACACUACCUUUCACAAGCCAUUAUCGAUCAUCCACCACCAGAGAAACGGAGGUCGGCGAGAGGGAAGGAGUAUGAUGGGCCUCCGGAGCACUGGCGCGUACUCAAGUGGAAGAACUUGGCCGCCAUGGAUCAUUUGGGCCACUUGCAUUCAAAGCACAAGACGAGGGCAGAGAAGGCGGGAAAGGUACCGGCUACGAGGAGAAGAAAUUAG